Lytechinus variegatus (green sea urchin) is the source of this 8041-nucleotide messenger RNA. RefSeq lists its product as uncharacterized. The coding region runs from base 201 to 4868 and encodes 1555 amino acids. The transcript has 5 exons. The record is from RefSeq and is a predicted model, not a curated record. NCBI's taxonomy places the organism in Eukaryota, Metazoa, Echinodermata, Echinoidea, Temnopleuroida, Toxopneustidae.
GGUACAGAAGAAGGAUUUUAUUUUGCGCGCGCGGAUUUUUGAAUGGUGAGGACCGUCGCCAAACGCUCCACGCCAAGUUGAAACUGCAACUUAAAACUAUAUCAAUCACAUAACCUGCAAAGAAAAUACCAUAAUCACGAUGAUCAGAAGUCUAGGUUAAAUCUUUUAAUCGUCGUUAUUGAUCCAGUCCAACUUUGAAAAUGUUGAGCCUUCAUGUCUUGCUGUUUCUAGCUGUUCUUCUUUCGUCAUCUCAUAAAAGUUCACCAGCUGUAAUCAGACAUGGCGCCUCGUCUAACGGGGAGGUACCAGUCUCACAGGGAACAUCAUACCUGGACCAGGACACAAGGAAAUCAGAAGGCUCGUCACCCUUCUCUUUUUCACAGAGGGACGUUGGUGAUGACGCCAAGGGUGCAGAUGAUAACCCGGAAGUUAUUCCAGACCCAUUGGUUCAUACUAUCUCGAGAAGACAAACAUCGAAAGGAGAUCAGAAAAAUACAACGAAGCAGGAUACCGUUGAGAACACUGGUGAAGAUCAAAACGCAUGUGAGCAUCAACUGGAGAGUUCAUCUGGCAUAUUGUUUUCAUAUGCAAUGGACAAAUCACUAUCUUGUAGAUGGAACAUUUCUGCUCCAGAGGACUCCAUUGUUACCAUUGCUCUCUUGGUUUUGGAAUACAACAACACUAGCCUAGCUAUUGCCGAUAGCGCUGGCGAUCUCUGCCUUGAGAACGGGACAUUUAUCAUAUUUGAAGAAUUUCUUCCUGAUUUUCAACCUCAAAUUACAGCAUUUUGUGAGGUAAAAUCUUCAAAUACUAGAGCGCUGACAUUAAUAACUAUCAGCAAUAGAGUUUCCAUCAGUGUAUACACACAACAAGAUCCUGAUAUUGUAUGGGCACUGUGGUAUCAGAUCGUCGAUGAGUCCCUAUUUGACAUGUUUGAUCAGGAAGCUUAUGACAUUAGUGACGUUGGAAGUGGAGAGAUGGUUACAGAAUUCAAAACUGUAAAUUCCAGUUUACUUGAAAAAAUUUCUGACCUGAAUGUUGACCAGUGCUUUGAAAUCGAUGAAAUGAUGCUAAGUCCUAAAAAUGAACCGUUUGGUAUAAGUGAAAACUGUUCACUGACGUUUUUACCUGAUGGGAAUGAAGAACUUAUGUUGUCCUUAAUCAGUGUUGGUCUUUCUAAUGCUACGGUUGCAAAUUGUACCUCUGAUAAUGCAUUUAUUACUAUCCGUAGUUGGAAACCUGAUGGAUAUGCUAACGAGACUUUUUUCUGCUCGAUUCCUUUAUUUGGAGCUCUGUUCCAAUCUCCUGUGCGUAUUGAGCUGCUUUAUCAUCCUUCUGCAGUUACACGGCAAAAUUUUAAGGCACAAAUAAGCAUCGUUGAGCCCGAUUUGGAUAUUACUGAACUGUUGGACGCGUUGCUUCAAAAUACUUUGCUUUACUCCAUAUCAGGAGAUAAUGGAAGCCUUUCUUCUCUGGGAUAUCCGAUGCCUUUUCCAAGUAUGCGCAUGAUCUGGGAGAUCACUGUUGGUAAGGGGAAGGAAAUUAAUCUUGAGUUCGUUGACAUCGAUUUUGGAUAUGAACCUCCUUCAAUCUGCAAUGAAACCACGCCUAUUCUUUUCGUCAUUUCCUCCCCUAUCUAUGACAAAGAAGAUAUUAUAUACUGCGGUACUUUACCACCACGGAACAUAACAUCUUAUGGCGGCAAGAUGAGUUUGAUUUUCGACCCCAAGGCAGGCAACAUUGGGAGAGGAUUGCAAGCUGUUUUCUCGUCCUUUGAUCUUGACAAUGAUACAUAUCAAACAAACCUGGGCUUAGAUGAUCCUUGGAGUCUUUUACAAGAGCUACCUAUCCCUCUUUCAAUGUUAUCUGCACCUGCGAGAAUCUUUGAGGACUGCGAAUUGUUAUUCAUGAACUUCUCUCGAAAUUUCUCGAACAAUAUUGCUUCCAUCGAAAAUCUAUUCAACUUUUCUAUCUGCCAGCGAAUAUUGUCGACUCCAUUCGAUUUCAUAGAGGACCUCUUGAAAAACACAACCCUGUUCGAUUAUUUGGAUAAAAACGGAGGAAGUAUGAAGCCCAUCAACAUCACAUCGGGAAAUCAAUUUGAAGACGAUUUUGACAAGUACAGAGGGAACUUUGGUUUUAAUGAAGAUAUUAGUAGUUCUCCAAGGGUCACUACUCCAUCGACACAGCCGACUGAUGUAUCAUUAAUAUCCAAUGUCUGCGAUGAAAUUACCGAGGAUUCUGGGACGUUUUCUACCAUGUUUUAUCCCAAUGACUAUCCAGUCAACUACACGGCCUGUUGGUAUAUAAUGACAGAUCCCUCACGAUAUAUAGUGCUCCAGCUUAGAAACUUUUCACUUGAUUCUGCUCGUAUAGAUCCAUGUGAUACAUCAUAUUCUCAUGUGGUCAUCAGUGACUUUGUUUUAGAUGCAGUAUACUUGUGUGGUGAUUUUGACUACCGGGAAAUUGAGUCUUCCAGAAAUAGUUUACAAAUUGAAAUCAAGGGAAAAUUAGGACAAGGCCAGGGAUUUUACGCUGUGUUUGAAACCUUCGAAAUACCUCAAUUUCGAUCUUAUGUUGCCACAGGUGAAAUUGUAAGUUGCAAUGCCACAGAACAUCUAGAGAGUCUUGCUGUGUCCGGAACUGCUCGUCUUCCAGCUCUCAUGAGCAAAUGCAGUGUAGAUGGAACAUGGUUGGAGUGGUUCACAGAAUCUGAUAAAGAAAGUGGAUGGAUUGCAUCACCAAUGUUUCCUUGGCAAUACCCAGCAGGUUCACACUGCGUCUGGAUUAUACGAGGAGAAGGGAAUGUGAUGGUGAAGUUGGAUUUCUUUGAUUUUGAUCUUGGUGAGGUUCCUGUGACAUACCCACCCUGCAGCGAGGCUGAUACUUUCAUCCUGAUCCGGGAUUGUGUUUCAGGAGAAGAGAAAACCCUAUGUGGCGUCAGAACUGAAAAUGAAGAGGUGAUGAUACAUUCCAACUCGGUUGAAAUCGAGUUUUACAGUCAAGGUGGCCAGGGCAAGGGCUUCCAUGCUUUCUACAAACUAAGACAAUCUACCAUUGAAGGUCAACAGUUGAGAAUUCUACCUGAAAAUCUAACAUCUGUUCCAUCAUUCCAUGGAAGAGAAGACACGACAACCAAGGAAUCACAACCUUCAACAUUCCCUGUGUCCACUCUUCCUCCAAAAAGCUUGGUAACUGAUCCUGUCUGUGAUGUUAUAAGCUCUGAUGAGUGUGGUGCCACAAUACGUUCUGAAUUUGGUUACUUUUCAUACGCAUUCUAUCCCCAAGAGUUGCUUUCCCAAACCGAUUGCAUUUGGGCUGUAGAAUCUUCCCUUCCUGAUCAUCAAAUAGCAUUGAAAAUACUGGACAAUGGUAUGGGUGCACCGGUAAUCGACGGCAAAUGUGACACUCGUUAUGGAUAUAUUAGGGUUGAUAUUUCAGGAAAUUACUCAUAUAUCUGUAAUAAUCGUGGACAAAACCUGUUUAUGUCCGAUGCAGGGUUUAUCAGAAUUGAACUUUCCUCGGAAUAUAGUGUUGGUCGGGGAUUCUGCGCGUCAUUCAUGUCCUUAAAUUCUACAUUCAAUGGAAGUAUAGAUGAUCUACAGUUCCCGUGCUCGUGCGAAGACAUUUUUACCAACUAUUCUUGGAUUGGACCUUCUGUUGAACCACCAUGGCAGGAAAGGUGCGAGUUUGCAAUUGGAGAAGGAUCUGGUACAUUUCCUUCAAGCAGUUUUCCGAUUCCUUAUCCACCUAAUUUCGAAUGUGUUUGGACUUUAUUAGCAGACCAAGAUGAGAAUGUGAAUCUUCAGUUUAUGUCUAUAGACCUAGAUGGAUUCAGAAUGAGCGGGAGAAGGAGAUGUCUCUUAGCUGAUACACAUGUUCAAAUAACACUCUUCACAGGCACUAAAGUUUUAAAUGAGCGAUUUUGUUCUGAUGAUGACUGGUCAGUGGCUAUACCACCCGCGCGCGACGUGACCAUUAAAUUCAAAUCGGGAGACAUCCCAGCUCAUAACCACACAGGAUUUGUUAUGGCGUACAAUUUCACUCGUGCACAAUCGAAAGACAUGGCAGAUAACAAGUCUGUAAGCGAAUCCUCAGAAGACAACUUCGGUUUUAGGGCUGUCAUUGACUACGAUGGAUUUUCGCCUCUCUCUUCUGACGACUAUUCAGAGGAAGUUGUUAUCGAAACCGGGAGAAGAACAACAGAAGGUGACAGAACGAGACUGACGUUGCCAAUCGAGGUAGAAACUGACAUUCCAGACUUGGGAUUGUUUACUGACUUUGCAACAGAAUUGCCAGAUGUUUAUGGUACAGAGUUACCAGAAGGCCAUGAGACUACUACUGAAGCUGAAGGGACAGAUAUCUUGACAACAACUGAAAGACUUCGAGGGACGUAUUCAUCGGAAGAGGUGACAACGAGAAGCUCAACAUCACAGACCCUUGGAGUAAUUCCAGGAAGAGGUAGAAUGACAGCAAGAGAGAUGGAGUUGACUAUCUACAUAUGCACGGCAUUCGCUGCUUUCUUCAUCAUUUUACUCAUUUUGGUCACUUUGUAUUGCGCAAAGAAUAGGAGGAGUAAAAGUAAGGCUGGAUUCGAUAUUGAUGCAGCAGACGAGGCUAACUACUGGCAAACAUACAAAGAUUGGGCGAAAGAUUGGGUUACCGAACCAGUUGCAGGGUCUGCACAAAGUACAGUGGGUGCAAUGUGCGGCGACGAAAGUGGAAUGGCGCCAAAAUGUAAGCCAUCAGGAGGAGCGAUGGCGACCGAGUUGUCACCAGAUCAUCGUAAGACUGUAAGCGCCGUUGUCAACCAGCCUCCUAUAGACAAACCAGAAAGAAACUUCAUACCAUCAGAAAAGUUAGUAUGAUAUCAGAAUAAAUUUGUAAUUGAUAUUACAACAGUCUAUUAACCAAAGACGCCUAAAAUCGCCAUCGAUAGAGUAUCGAUAAUUGUGUAUAAAUUUUAACGAUGUUUGUUUUCUCAUAAGAGUAAAAAUGUAAAGGCCUAUACGCCAUUACACAUCGUAUACCUAUGAUUGGUUUACGAGUUCAGAACAAAUCGCAGUUUGUUUCAUGAGAAUAUUUCAAUAGUUCAAAUAGUUCAUAAUUUCAAAUGUUCAAAAUGUUCAAAAUAACUAGAAAUACUAAUAUUGAGUCAUUCUAAACCUUCCAAUUUGGAAUAAAGUCUAAAUUAGUUUCAAAUCAUAUAUCUGUUCGCACGAUCGCCAUGACUUCAUUUAUUAGAUAUCAAAGCAAAAUUGUUUUUAUUCUUAGAAGGGUAGCAGUAAUCAUGAAUUGGAACUUGGCAUAGCAAGAUGUGAAUUCCUUGUCUCACAUGAAAAGUACAUUUUCUUCCAAAAUGAGGUCGCAGACCAAUCGUAAGGUAAGCCUGGUCAUUUAGGAAACUGAUAUUAUCCAGUACAAUUGAUGAAUGUUAUAUUUUGAAUCCAGUAUGUAUGAUUCGUUUCUUGAAACGUUUAAAUAAUUUGCAAUGUAUAUAUCGCACGUAUGCUAUUGUUUUUGCUAAAUCGGUGUAUUGGUUAUUUAUGGUAUAAUUAAAGGAUGGUUUUAUCUUAAUAAUGGACUGCUCCUUUAAGAUAAGCAAUUUAUUCAACCCUUCAGUGAGAAUAACGAAACUUUGCCAUUGGAGUACAGAAUAAGCUAAUAAACCUUAUAAAACUUGAAGAGUUACCCCUUUAGUCCUGAUUUUCGUGUGGCAAUAUGGUUUUCAUUACAAUUCUCAUAAUCAAAUCAUAGUAUGAAAUGAGAUUUUGCAUGUUUUAUAUGACGAGUACGCCUAUAAUAUUCUUAUUGGAAUAAUCUUGCGUUUCAAUAUGUUUACUUCUCUAGUCUAGGCCUACUUUAAGACUGAAUUCAUUAAUGUGAUAUGUAAACUUCACGAUGUCUUCGAAAAAUACGCUUCUAUAUGAUGGCAUUCAACUGAUUUACUCAUGAUCAUGACCAUAUAGUUAUUAGGUCAUGAAGUUGAGGUAUUAUACUUCCGCAGCGCCAUCUCACUAUAUGGGUUCAUAUGUUUUUUUAUGAAUAUUUCGACUGGAUCAGUGAUACUUUUUGUUAAUGAAAUAAAUUUACUGGAAGUAAAAAAAUUGAUUGCUUUGAUAGAUGUGAGCAUAUACGUUUCGGGGAUUUAACAUAAAUUCUGGACACCUGUGAUUAAUGUUGACCCGAACUGGAUUUCCAUUUAAAUCUUACAGAUUUAUAAUAAGAUAAUGUGGAGUAUGAAUGUUAAUCUUGUAUAUCAUAUUCGGGAAAUAAGAAUAGACCCCCAGGUUGUUCAUGGGGUGCUGCGAAUGUAUACUGCGUAGGCAGCACCCCCUAGAAAUCACGUUGACAGCAAAAAGAAAAAAAAAUGGAGCAAUAACCUUCUUUUGUCAUUUUUUUUUCUUCUCGAAACCCCCUUCGUCUUGAAGUGUAUAUCCUGUAUAAUAUAUGACUUUUUUUGUCUGAACAAAAUUGCAGCACCCCUUAUUUAAAAAUAGUUCCCAGCAGUGCCCUAAGAGGGUGUUGGUGUGAAAGCCGAAUACUGAAUCGGUCAAAUCAAGCAAAUUAUUAGAAUAUGCGAAAAGUUUGAUUUAUUAAUAAAUUUUUCGGUCUGACGAACAGUACAGGUCCGGAGUCUGGGGCCCCCAUCAAAUUUAAAAGAUUAUCGUACAUAACACUGCAUUCUGCAUAUAAGCAAAUGAUUUGAUACUGAAUGAGCUAUUACAGUUAUUAUUACACAAGCAUGUUUCCAACUGGUUUUGACUGCAUCUCUGUAAGUCCCAAUCGGUUUUCUUAUUCAAAUUUUAUGCAAACCUCUAAACUUUAAAGGUAGGCAUACAGUUUGAAUAUAAUUUAUUUAAAACAAAGGUUGUUUUUGACAACCUAAAAGUUUGUGUUUGUCUGACAUAGCAACAUAUAAUAUUUGCAAACUUGAUUCUAGCAGAAGAUGUUCGAAGGUUUGCAUGGUGGCAGAAACAAUCAAUGAAGUGGUUUAUAAUUACGGUACACCUUGUGUAAAGUCCUGAAAAGGACUAAGAUAAAAAAAAGAUAGAGGUAGAAGAGCAAUGGAGAGGCGAGAAAGUGUAGAUUGCAAAAGUAAGUAUAUUUUAGAAAUGACUGUAGUGUAAAUAGGACUGUAAACCAGAAAGAGUGGAAAGCUUGAAGUGAUGAGAGGCUUAAGUAGAAUUAAGGCUGGUUGAGUUCGAGGGGUGAGAGAAGAUUGAGAGAAGGCUGGUUUGAGUUGGCCAGUAGAGUUGUAGAGCAGGAGCAAGAGUUUCAGGCAGGUUGACUGUCCGAUUGACAGGUUGACUAUCCGCAGGUUGACAUAUUUGUUGCUAUGUCAGACAAGCUACGUUGCUUUAAAUAUUCAAAUUUUAUGCAUACCUUUACAGUUUAAAGUUAUGCACAAAAUUUUGAUAUAAAAAUUAUGAAAACCGACUGGAGUUUGACAGAAGCGCAAUCAAAACCAAUUGGAAACAUCCUUGUGUGGAACUGCCAAAGCCCAUCCAGUAUCAAUAAUUUUUUGAAUGAAUGCAGAAUGCAGUAUUUUGUAUGAUUUUCUAUCAAAUCUGAAGGUGGCCCCAAACCUUUGGCCUGUACUGUAAUACUCACAAAAAAUAUAUCAUCUACGUUAAAUCCUAUUUUAUACAGGCUUAUGAAUAACUAUGUAGGCAUGCAAACGGAGCAUAAUUUCAGAUACUGAAGGAUAUAUUUCAUCGUGUUCCACUAUGCCUACAUAUCUAUUGUAGAAUAUCUUUAUGAACCAUUUGUUGUGCGCCAUUUUUAGCAUUGAAUGUACAUGUCAAUGUAUAUAAAAUCUGAUUUAUAUACCUACAAAUAAUGAAUACCUAGUAUUGAAAUCAGUGAUUGAAAUUAAUUGCGUCAAACGAUUUAUUUGAAAAAAAAAAGAUUACCUAGAAUAUAUUUAUGAAAAAAAAAUUUAAGGAAAAAAUUCCAAGAGAGAAUUUAUAGUGCAUGGUAAUUGUUUAUACUUAGAGAUUUUCGACUGUAUACUAAUAAACAUUUUGACCUCGAUACU